This is a messenger RNA of Melozone crissalis (California towhee), 1320 nucleotides long. It is a transcript of the gene TFAP2A, whose product is annotated as transcription factor AP-2 alpha. Lineage: Eukaryota; Metazoa; Chordata; Aves; Passeriformes; Passerellidae. Gene Ontology annotation, cellular component: nucleus. The record is from RefSeq and is a predicted model, not a curated record. The coding region runs from base 1 to 1320 and encodes 439 amino acids. Gene Ontology annotation, molecular function: DNA-binding transcription factor activity, RNA polymerase II-specific; RNA polymerase II transcription regulatory region sequence-specific DNA binding. The transcript is spliced from 7 exons. Gene Ontology annotation, biological process: regulation of transcription by RNA polymerase II; regulation of cell population proliferation; anatomical structure development.
AUGAAAAUGCUUUGGAAACUGACGGAUAAUAUCAAGUAUGAGGAAUGUGAGGAGCGCCACGACAGUACCAGCAACGGGACAGCCCGGUUACCCCAGCUGGGGACCGUGGGUCAGUCUCCCUACACCAGCGCCCCACCGCUCUCGCACACCCCCAACGCCGACUUCCAGCCGCCCUACUUCCCCCCCCCUUACCAGCCCAUCUACCCCCAGUCUCAGGACCCCUAUUCCCACGUGAACGACCCGUACAGCCUCAACCCCCUGCACGCCCAGCCGCAGCCCCAGCACCCAGGAUGGCCGGGACAGAGGCAGAGCCAGGAGACGGGGCUGCUCCACACGCACCGCGGCUUGCCCCACCAGCUCUCGGGGCUCGACCCGCGCAGGGACUACCGGCGGCACGACGACCUGCUGCACGCCCCGCACGGGCUGGGCUCGGGGCUGGCCGACCUGCCCCUGCACUCCAUCCCCCACGCCAUCGAGGACGUGCCGCACGUAGAAGACCCCGGUAUUAACAUCCCAGAUCAAACUGUAAUUAAGAAAGGCCCCGUGUCCCUCUCCAAGUCUAACAACAACGCCGUCUCCUCCAUCCCCAUCAACAAGGACGCGCUCUUCGGCGGGGUGGUGAACCCCAACGAGGUCUUCUGCUCGGUGCCGGGCCGCCUCUCGCUGCUCAGCUCCACCUCCAAGUACAAGGUCACGGUGGCGGAAGUGCAGAGACGCCUGUCGCCGCCCGAGUGCCUCAACGCCUCCCUGCUGGGCGGAGUGCUCCGGAGGGCAAAGUCUAAAAACGGAGGGAGAUCUCUGAGGGAGAAACUGGACAAAAUAGGACUAAACCUGCCAGCUGGGAGGCGUAAAGCUGCUAACGUUACCUUGCUCACCUCACUCGUGGAGGGAGAAGCAGUACAUCUAGCUAGAGAUUUUGGGUACGUUUGUGAGACAGAAUUUCCUGCCAAAGCAGUAGCUGAAUUUCUCAACCGACAACAUUCCGAUCCAAACGAGCAAGUCACAAGAAAAAACAUGCUUCUAGCUACAAAACAGAUCUGUAAAGAGUUCACCGACCUGCUGGCUCAGGACCGAUCUCCCCUGGGGAACUCGCGGCCCAACCCCAUUUUGGAGCCGGGCAUCCAGAGCUGCCUGACCCACUUCAACCUCAUCUCGCACGGCUUUGGGAGCCCGGCGGUGUGUGCUGCUGUCACCGCCCUGCAGAACUAUCUCACCGAGGCGCUCAAGGCCAUGGACAAAAUGUACCUCAGCAACAACCCCAACAGCCACACAGACAACAGCACCAAAAGCGGCGACAAAGAGGAGAAGCACCGAAAGUGA